Molecule: messenger RNA, 1040 nt
Organism: Cuscuta europaea
Lineage: Eukaryota; Viridiplantae; Streptophyta; Magnoliopsida; Solanales; Convolvulaceae
Source: the annotation of a GenBank genome assembly
CCAGAUCGGUCCGUGAAUUACCUACCUCCCUAUUUCAUUUCACGCGGAGUGAACAGAAAAAUGAUAGCUGACCAUCCUCUACAGACGCUGGCGUUGUAAGUCCACUUGCUUUGCCGAAAAUUCUCGGGUCGAAGAAAGUCCGGCUGAACUUCUCGCCCUUCUUUUCCUGAUUUCUGAUUCAAGUUAGGGAUUCGGGGAAAAGCUACAUCAUCCAAUCGUUUGUCUUCUGGACGUUCUAUUGUAAGUUGUCUGUCAUAUAGCCCAGAAAUGGAUCAGGUAUUGAACAAGGUGGGUUCCUACUGGUUUAGCAAGAGAGCGAGCAAGGAGCUGAAUUCCGUCGGAGACGACAUAAACUCAUUGCAAGUCAGUAUACAAAGCGGAACCCAAUGGCUAGUCAACAAAUUGAAAAGGAAAGAUGCAGAAGUCAUUGUCAGAACUUCUAAAGGAGUACGAUUUGCCAGAAGGUAUUUUUCCUAGUGAUGUAACACAUUACGAGUUCAAUGAAGCGACAGGAAAGCUCGUUGUCAACAUACCAUCCAUUUGUGAAGUGGGCUACAGGGAUAACUCUGUUUUGCGGUUUAUGACCACGGUGACAGGGUAUCUUCAGAAAGGAAAGUUAGCUGGCAUUGAGGGAAUGAAAACAAAGGUGGUGAUGGUUUGGGUAAAAGUCACUGCCAUUGCCUCUGAAGGACCAAAGCUCCACUUCACAGCUGGGGUACAGAAGACAAGGAAAAGGGAUACUUAUGAGGUUACCAAAGCUGGAUUCAGUAUAGACAAAUUUUAGAGUGUGGUCAAAUAUCAGUCACCUGGUGAAUAUAUGUUGUAAUGACUAACUUGUUUGCUACCUUCUUGACUUCUUCCUUGUUUCUUUGCCUAUUUUCUUUUCACGUGCUUAAAUGUCAUUUCCUAAGGUUGUUGCUUCCCUGCAACAUUCCUAAUAUUAUGUUACAUAGUGUAUGUAUGUUGAUUCCAUAUUUCCAUGGAUGCGGUCAUUUUUGUAAUCACUGUUUUCAUGCUAAACCAAAAAUGAAGUGCUCUUU